UGUGUGUGUGUGGCGCGCAGGGGGACAGAACACACGCGACACACCACCGCGCGGACUGCGUGACAGUGCGCGUCUGAGCGCGCGUGUACGUGCGGGCAUCGCGGCGAAGAUGUUUGGCGAAAGUUGGGUGAGGAUGAUGAUGAUGUACGCUGGAUGUUUCCUGCUGCUGCUGUGCGGGCACACGCGCGUCAUGGCGAGUUAUCCCAUCUGGUGGUCCCUUGCAGUGGGUCACCAAUACUCAUCGCUGGGUACCCAACCUAUCCUGUGUGGCAGCAUCCCUGGCCUGGUGCCCAAGCAGCUGCGAUUCUGCCGGAACUAUGUGGAGAUCAUGCCCAGUGUGGCGGAGGGGGUGAAGAUUGGCAUCCAGGAGUGCCAGCAUCAGUUCAGAGGUCGGCGCUGGAACUGCACCACUGUUAACGACAAUCUGGCCAUUUUUGGGCCAGUGCUAGAUAAAGCCACGCGGGAAUCAGCAUUCGUUCACGCCAUUGCUUCAGCGGGUGUGGCGUUUGCAGUGACCCGUGCCUGCGCGGAGGGUUCUGCUACUAUCUGUGGGUGUGACACGCGCCACAAAGGCCCCCCAGGAGAGGGAUGGAAGUGGGGGGGCUGCAGUGAGGAUGUGGAGUUUGGCAGCAUGGUGUCCCGGGAGUUCGCCGACGCCAGGGAGAAUCGCCCUGACGCACGUUCGGCCAUGAACCGCCAUAACAACGAGGCGGGAAGAACGUCCCUCAAUGACAACAUGUUCUUGAAGUGUAAGUGCCAUGGCCUCUCUGGCAGCUGUGAGGUCAAGACUUGCUGGUGGUCUCAGCCUGACUUCCGGGUUAUUGGUGAUUACAUGAAGGACAAGUAUGACAGCGCAUCGGAGAUGGUCGUGGAGAAACACAAGGAGUCCCGUGGCUGGGUGGAAACCUUGCGACCGAAGUACAACUACUUCAAACCCCCCACUGACCGCGACCUGGUUUAUUACGAGACUUCGCCUAAUUUCUGCGACCCAAACCCUGAGACUGGCUCUUUCGGCACUCGUGAUCGCACCUGCAACAUGACGUCGCAUGGCAUAGAUGGCUGUGACCUUCUCUGCUGUGGCAGGGGUCACAACACCCGGACUGAAAAGAGGAAGGAGAAGUGCCAUUGUAUUUUCCACUGGUGCUGCUACGUCAGCUGUCAGGAGUGUAUGAGAGUCUAUGACGUGCACACUUGCAAAUAGGAAAACUUCUGGCACUCUUCUUUUCUUAGCAUAACUUAAAGACUUCAAUAGGUAGAAGGACAAAUGCAAAAAAAAAAAAAAAAAAAAAAAAAAAGAAAGAAAGAAAAAAAAAACCCUAUACCACCCUAGACUUGAAAGACAGCCGUCUGGCGUGUCUGCGUGCUCAGCCAGCGGCGGAUGAGAUGGCCCUGUGUGCUGUACUGUGAUGCUAAA
Molecule: messenger RNA, 1414 nt
Organism: Lampris incognitus (smalleye Pacific opah)
Lineage: Eukaryota; Metazoa; Chordata; Actinopteri; Lampriformes; Lampridae
Gene: wnt3a
Product: wingless-type MMTV integration site family, member 3A
Exons: 4
Coding region: 110-1201 (363 amino acids)
Biological process (GO): multicellular organism development; canonical Wnt signaling pathway; cell fate commitment
Cellular component (GO): extracellular region
Molecular function (GO): cytokine activity; frizzled binding
Source: RefSeq, a predicted model, not a curated record